Messenger RNA from Rotaria sp. Silwood1, 2655 nucleotides. Lineage: Eukaryota; Metazoa; Rotifera; Eurotatoria; Philodinida; Philodinidae. The record is from the annotation of a GenBank genome assembly.
AUGAUUGUUGAACCUCGACGUCGAAAAAGUUCUGUAACAUUUUCUGUACCUGAUGAUCAUUAUCAUCAUCAAUAUUAUGCACAACGAACAUCAAGCUUUGCUGAAUCAGAUUUGGAUUAUGAGCCAACUCUUUCAACAAUUAGUCCAGUAACAUUGGCUAUGGCUCGAGCAUUACGUAGUGUUAAAACAUUUAAAAAAAGUUGGGAUUCUGAUAAGGCACUGAAAAGUACAUAUAAAGGAAAAUUUGGCAAACACCAACUACGUGCUUAUAUCUUUUUAAUUUUGGGCUAUGCUGUCAUUGUAGCAUGGCUUACAGAGAUGCCUGUAUUUGCAUUGUUACCAUCGAAAUUUGGUAAUUGUACAACAACUGAUUCGAAUGUUUCGAUUACCGACAUAAUCACUUCCACACCUCCUAAUACAACAUCUCUUCAAUCAAAACCCAUAAAAUUAAAAUCUUUGAAUUCAAUAGAAACACUACCAAAGUCACUGAGUGAUAAUGUUCAAAAAACUACUGAUAGACCAGUGCAAAAAUCUGAACAAACAUAUAAUUAUAGCCGAGAAUAUGGACGAACUGUAUUUUCUGAUUUCGAUAUCUUUUGCGAUCCCAUCCGUAUGAAAAUACCGAAUAUUGUCUAUCUUAUUGGUUUGGUUCUUGGAGGUCUUAUAUUUGGUUAUAUUGCUGAUCAUAGUGGAAGAAAAAUGAUUUUAAUUGGAUCAAUGUGGACAGCAUGUGCGCUAUCAAUAUUUCAACUUCUAAGUGAUGAUUAUAUAUCUUAUGUUUUCUUUAUACUUUUUGUUGGUAUGGCCAUUGGUGCUGUACAAGUAAUUACUGUACCUUAUGUUAUUGAAAUGUUUCCUAUUGAAUCUCGAGCAAUUUAUGCUCUAUUAUUAACAGGUGCAGUAUUUAUAUUUGAUUUAAUUAUUCCUGGUCUUGCAUUUGCUAUAAAGAACUGGAAAAUAUUGCAAGGUGUUGUUUCACUACCAUUGAUCGUAACUGCCGUUCUUUAUUGGUUCGCAGAAGAAUCCAUGUUUUGGUAUACAACUCAAAAAGAUUAUGUAACAGCUGUAUUAUCAUUAACAAAAGUUGCUCGAUUCAAUGGGAUAGUUUUUGAAGAUGUAUUUCGUGAGGCACGUGAUUUUCUACGUGGUAAACGUUCCAAAGGAAUUCAAUGUGAUUUUCAACCAUUACUUCGACUUGAGGAUAUUCAAUUAUUGGGUUCAAAAUAUCCGGAUUUUGAUAUGGUUGAUUUACAAGCAACAACAGGUAAAAAAAAUACAUUAUCACAACGUAUUGUACAAGUAUUAACUGGUCAUCAUUAUUAUCCAACAUUAUCAACAUUUUAUCCAACUGAUUAUCUUCAUUCAUCAAUAUUAACUAUUUACUUACUUGUUAUGUGCGGUCUUUGGCUUGUUAGUUCAUUAACAGAAUAUAGUCUUGAAACAUCAGUUUUGACUCAACAUUUAACAAAUAAUUUUUUUCUUAAUUAUUUCUAUACACAUCUUAUACAAAUUGCUUCAUUCGCUGUUGCAUUUCCUAUGGUUUAUAAAUGGGGUCGUCGAUGGCCAACAUUUUGUUUUUUUCUUAUUGCUGAAGUUUGUCUACUUGGUUCAUUUGCUGCUCGACCUGAAAACGAAGAAUUACGUAAUGCAAUGCUUGUUGUCUAUUUCGUGGGCAAAUUUGCAUCUCGUGGUGGAUAUAUUGUUAUUCUACUUUAUACAUGUGAAAUAUUUCCUACUGGUUUAAGAUGUACAACACUUGGUAUAUGUUAUGCUUUUCGAUUAAUUGGUGUAGCACUUGCGUCCGAUAGUGUGGCUGGAUUGAACGAUGGAAUGGCUCGUCUUAUUUAUGGUAUAUUAUCAUUAAUUCUUGGUUCAAUGGCACUUUUAUUACCUGAAACUAAAAAAAUUCCUUUACCUCGAACUAUUAUUCAAGUUGAAGUUAUUCCAACAUCAAUAAGUAAAAAUUUUCGUCGUCAUCGUUCUGUACCAGUUAAACGAAAUGUUCGAUCAGAUAGUAUACGUCCAGAAGGUGCAAAUGCAUUUAAUGAUGGUGCAUCAUCUGUAUCUGGUAUACGUUCAGUUCGUUUUGGUCCAUAUGAUAAUCAAUCAACAUUACAUAGUGUUUAUGAAUUACAAGAAUAUGGACAAGAUGAUACAGUACAUUCAUCAGCAAGUCGAUAUAAUCGACGAAUGGAUUUACGUAAUCCAACUAUAUUUCAACCAUAUAGUGGAAAUAAUCUUGAAACACAUCGACAGCAAACUCCAAUUGCUGAAGAUGUUGAAUAUGAUGAAGAUGUUGAUGAUGAUCGAACACGUUAUGCUCAACAACAACGACUAACAGAACAACACCACCGUUUUAAUGACCAGCAAAUGACAAAUGAUAAUGAUGUUAUUGUUCUACCAAAUAGAACAAAUGCUAGAAAAUCAUCAAGUAAUUCACCAUCACAACUUGAACCUAAAGCAGAAAUUCAAACAGGUGAUACAACAGGUGAACGAAAUGGUUUAGCAACGACAAAAUCAACAGCUGAUGAAAUAGUAGAUGAUAAUAAACAAGACGAAAAUACUUCUCAAUCAUCAACACGAAUUGUUCAUGAAACAAGAACAUUUCCACCAAAUAUGAGUGAAGAUGAAAAUUAUUUUUCUGAACAUUGUUAG